Messenger RNA from Ylistrum balloti, 4114 nucleotides. Its product is annotated as all-trans-retinol 13,14-reductase-like. Gene Ontology annotation, molecular function: flavin adenine dinucleotide binding; oxidoreductase activity, acting on CH-OH group of donors. The transcript is spliced from 12 exons. The coding region runs from base 27 to 1922 and encodes 631 amino acids. Lineage: Eukaryota; Metazoa; Mollusca; Bivalvia; Pectinida; Pectinidae. The record is from RefSeq and is a predicted model, not a curated record.
CCACAGCGACAACGGUGGUCAAAAACAUGGGGCUUGAUAUGGGCAUGUACGAUCUUUUUGAGUAUUUCCUCAGUCGUCCAUGGCUUUUACUGGUUUUGUUUCUGCUGUAUGUUUUUAUUUAUGCACUGUCAGUUUUGAUGUCGGGUCCAAGGCCAGGAAAGAAUCCGUUCUCAGUGUCACACAUAAAACCGGUUGGAGACCUUGUGACUGAUAAGCAGGUGCGCGACAGAGUGAUCAAACAGAGGUUCAAGAUAUCCAAGGUCCCGGAAGAAAUAGAUGACAUUAUCAUCGGAAGUGGUAUUGGUGGUUUGGGGGCUGCGUCUAUAUUGUCUCGGUCAGGUCACUGCGUUCUAGUUCUGGAGCAGCAUGAUCAGGCUGGAGGAUGCUGUCACACAUUCCAUGAGAAAGGCUAUGAGUUUGAUACUGGUAUUCAUUACAUCGGUAAGAUGUAUGAAGGAGCUGAUAACAGAGCCCUGAUCGACAUGGUGACAGGGGGUAAAAUUGAGUAUCCAAAGAUGACCGAAUGUUAUGAUGUGGUUUGCCUCGGAGGUUCUGAUAAGGUGAAGAAGUUCAAAAUAAUGGACAACAGAAAGGCUUUCGCAGAAGAGCUCAUCAAGAACUUCCCUGAAGAAAAGGAAGCCAUUGAAAAAUUCAUGGUUUUACUCAAGGAUGCCAGGUCCUAUUUUAUGGGAUUUUAUGUGCUGAAGGUUUUACCAAAAUGGCUUGCAUCCCUAUUGUCAUCCAUUGGCAUUAUGGACCUAGUGUUUCGUCCUUGGUCAAAGUAUACGUCCAAAUCCACAAAGGAGGUCCUUGAUUCUCUCACAGAUAAUGAUGACCUGAAGGCAGUGUUAACAUACAGCUUUGGCGACUAUGGUGUGGCCCCAUCCAAGUCCCCGUUUGGACUUCAGGCAACUCUGUUGAACCACUAUAUGGGUGGAGCUUUCUAUAUCAGAGGUGGACCCAGUGAGAUCGCACUUCAUGCUAUACCUGUCAUAGAGAAAAGUGGUGGCCGUGUCCUUGUCAACGCGCGUGUCAACAAAAUCAUCCUUAGUGACAAAGGCAGAGCAGUUGGUGUGGAGGUAAAGACAGGUGACGGAAGUACCCAGAUAUUUGCCAAGCGUGUCAUCUCUGAUGCUGGAGUAUUCAACACUUUCACCAAAUUACUACCACAGGAAGUGGCACAAAAGUCAAAGCUCUAUCCAGCAAUUAAGAAUGUUGGAAACAGUCUCUCCUACAUGUCUGUAUUUAUCGGGAUGGAUGGAUCACAACAGGAACUUGGCAUUGAGGGACACAACAUGUGGUGCUUCAACAGGACUGAUCAGGAGAAGGCGAUGUACGAAUGGCUUGAUAUGUCUGUGGAAGAUGCAGCCCACAGCGAGGUUCCGUUGAUGUUUGUCUCCUUCCCGUCUGCCAAGGAUCCUACCUGGCCACAACGUUUCCCAGAUAAAAGUACCUGCCUAAUCAUAACAGUAGGAAGAUUUGAAUGGUUCGCACGGUGGCAGAAUGAGAGGCUGAAGCACCGUAGUGAGGAGUAUGAGGGUCUGAAGAAUCGCAUGGGAAGACAGAUGUGGAAUCAGCUGACUGCCAUUUGUCCAAAACUAGAGGGAAGGGAUGACUACUUCGAGGUUGGCUCCCCUCUCAGUAGCAAAUACUACAUGGGAUAUGAAGAGGGAGAAAUAUACGGACUGGAUCAUACCAUUAACAAAUUCCUUCCAAGUUCUGCCAUUCAACUCCGUCCCAAGACUGAUAUACCAGGGCUUUACUUGACAGGUCAGGACAUCUUGGUGUGUGGUUUCAGUGGUGCUUUGUUUGGUGGCAUGUUGUGUGCAUCCUCCGUUCUACACCGUAACCUCCACAAUGACCUUGCAAAAGUUGUGAAGGAUGUCAAAGCAGCUGCUAAAGCAGAAAAGAAGACAUCUUAAGCCAAUGCUAGAGGAUGAGAUAAAAUCCAACAUACAUAUACAAGUUUAGACUGGUCCAAAUAUCUAAAAGAAAUUUUCUCACCUACAAAUUUAAAGGUACAUUCAAGUGUUACCUGAAUGAAAACAGCCCAGAACCUUCACAGCAAAACAAAUUGGCUUAUUACUAUAUGUUAUAGAUUAAAAAAAUUCUUGUAUUUAAUUCUUUUGGUAAAAUGGAAACAGAUUUAAAUUAUUGUCAUUGGUCUGGACAAGAAUUUUUUUUUUCACAGACAUUGGGUAAAAACAAUGUAAAUGUUCUUUUAGAAAAUGUUUUGAUGAUGUGAUGAUGUGAAAUAAAUACAAGAAUAUUAAAGGGAUCUAUAUUAGUAGAGUUUGUAAAAAACAACAGUAGGUAGGUUGGUCUGAUCAAUAGGUAGGUUGGUCUGAUCAAUAGGUAGGUUGGUCUGAUCAAUAGGUAGGUUGGUCUCAUCAAUAGGUAGGUUGGUCUGAUAGUGGUAUGAGUAAAAUAAUAGUAAAAAAAAAUAUGUCAGCAUUAGAAAAAAAAAGUUUUGUUUGCUUGAUUUUGAAUAUCACAUUAUGUUUUGCUAAUUUCAUUGUUUGAUCAGUUCAGAAGUUUUGGGCAUUAAUGUGAAAUGCUGAUGGUAUCUGAUUUGUCUACCAACCAUUAAGAAACCUUUGUAGUAGUAGCUAAGUGUGAUUAACAGCAAGGAAACAAAUGUGUAGGUGGUGGCUAUAUCAUUGUAAGGUGAACAAUUUGAUGUAAGUAAGAUAAAAAUCUGGAUGAUACCCAGUAAUAGUAUUCCAUUAUUACUGUAUAUCAUUGGACAUGUAUAACAUGUGGAAGGAUAUAUUAUGUAUUUAGCUAACCCAUGACUGUAUAAAGACAUUUUAUUUAAGUGUCAUACUGUUACUAACUGUUGGAACAGAACACUAGUGACCUCUGCAUUACUUGUUGCAAGGAAAUGAAACACUCACAAAGAAUAAUUUGUAUUUUACAUCACUACUUUUUUGACUAUACCUGGUUAUGUCCCCUUAUACAAACCUGGAAUAGUUGCUAUAUAGUGAUAUGCUUUUCAAGGCUGGUUUAAAAUUAAACCGGUUAAAGGGUAACAUGUUUAAAGUGAUAUAAUGUUCGUUGGAAAUUACGUUUUUUAUUAUCCAAAAUUAUAUAUUGAAUCUUCUUUCAAAUGGAAUAUUUUUCUGCUGCAAUACACAUCUCUAUAUGUUAUUCUUCCUCAUUGGUGAAAACACAUUUUUGUUAAUGUGUACAGAUAUAAAUGUUGCAUCAUAUUAAUGGAGUGUCCAUUUAAUAUGGAUUUCAUUAAACAACUUCAAUAGUUUGUUACGCUAUUAGAAAUGGUGAUAAUAUCAAAUUAUUCAUCUUUUUACCCUUGCCCGUCACACUUUUCAUCGUCUUUAUGUUGAAGUAUAAGCAUUCAUUGGUAUCUUAUUGAAAAUUUAAUAUAUUAUACCAUUACAAAAAGAACCAAAUGUUUUAUGCAGAUGAACUAUGUAUGAUUAUCAUCAGGAAAGCUUUCUGUACCCACUGAUAGUAAAAUUUAUUGCAUGAGAAAUUCAGUCAAAAUAUGUUUAAAAUCAAAGAAGUUUGAAUCCAAAAAUGUUGCAACAAUCUUAGACUUUAAGAGUGUUGGUUCUGCCAAUACUUCAUCUUCUCAAAUUGUCAAAUUGUUAAUUCUUUAUACUUCAGGUCUUUACAUCACCUGACUGUCCUAUUUAGAAUCCAUAACAAUAAGUGUUUGUUUAAAUGUUGUUUUAUGUAAUACUUUGUUCAGUAUUGUAAAACUUUUUUCAUUUAACAGGAUAUUCUAGUUGUUUUGUGUGAACAAGUCAUUCUGAUAAAGGGAAUGUGUUGUUCAGUUGAAACAAACCACAUAUAUAAAAAAGUAUAUAUAAUAUAUAAAAAAGUAUAUAUAAUAUAUAAAAAAGUAUAUAUAAUAUGUAAUUACUGAGUAUUUAGACAGAAUUAUAACUUAUGAUAUUAAAAGAAAUAUGUAUUUUUGUAUCUGUAAUGACUAAAGGUAGUUAUAUUUGUGGUUCUAGAAUACCAAACAAUGUUAUCUGUCCUAAUGGAAGCUAGUUGUACUGUCAUACCUCCAGACAACAUCAAGAUUCCCUGGAGGAAGGAGAAGACUUUGAUAUUAGUAAUGAAUGGAGCCUGAAUCACUCAUACA